CGGUGGAGAGUGGAUGACGGCGGAAGUGGAAGGGUCACACCGCGCCUACACCGCCAAGGGACUCCGCUGCGGCACCCUCCACCACUUCUAUCUCACGGCUCAUAACCACAUCGGCACCAGCACAGCCUCGUCGACCGUGGAAGCCCGCACGAAGGGACGGCCCCCGGAGGCUCCCCCUCAGUUCCAGUUCGUGACGAGCAACAGUUCUCAAGCCACGCUGUACUUGGCCCAGUGGAGCGACGGCGGCUGCCCCAUCUCACACUACUCCGUGCAGUACCGUCUUGCUGGCAUGUCGCACGGGUGGUGGGUGGGCAGCGAGAUUCCCCCGAGCCGGACGUACGCGGUGGGCGGGCUGGACGCGGGCGAGCGCUACGAGCUGCGAGUCACCGCCUUCAACUCCGCGGGCGCCACCCCCGCCCAUUACAAGGUCAUCACGCCCGGGCGCGGAGGCACAGGUAUGGGCGUGAGCGCAGGGGGAGGAGUGUGGGGGGGAGCCGCCCCGACCUCCCCCGUGUGGCGCGACCCCCGAGUGCUCGUCCCCGCCGCCGUGUCCGCCCUGGCGCUGCUGCUCACCGUCACCACCGUCUGCGUCUGCCUCAGGAGACGUCCUAGUAACACCCCGCGGCAGAAGGAGGUUCCCGAAGGCGUCACCUCGUCAGGAGAGGAGAAGACGGCCAUGCAGGCGAGGGAGGACGUGUACACCACCGUCAGGAGGCCGCCCCCCGCCCCUCCGCAGUCCACGCCCGAACUCAGGGACCAUAACGGUAAGUCGCCCCCGAGUAACCCCUCUAACCACUACACAGGCGAGUACAGUGAGGAAGACAUCUACCCGUACGCCACAGCCACGUUCCAGCUGGGCGGAGGCAGCCCCCCGCCGCCCGCGCCGCCCUCGCCGCCCACGCACUCGCGCCCGCACUCCCGGGGACAGAACGGCUUCACGGCCCUGGUCUACCAAGCGCCGUCGCUGCAUGACGUGGACUCGCCCAACUUAAGCGAGAGGGAGUCGAGGCCGUCCCGCGGAGGAUUCCCCUACGAAGGAUCCGAGACUGAGGACUACGGCAGUGUGCUGGACGCCGAGGCCAGGGUCCCUCCCCACCACCGGCGACAGCGCCAUCUGAGGACCAGUAGGAUCCCCCGCAAUGUCAGGUUCCCCUAAGCUCCGACGUCCUCUUCCCCAACACCUUCACCAGCACACGCUCCGACCAGCCCGACAUCCAAGGCAGUGAUUGGGUACCGCGCAACAGAGGAAUUCGCAGCCCUCCUUCUGGUUUCUCCCCCAGCUCCCCAAGAAGAAAACUUUAGACCCAAGAACUCUCCUUUGAAAGCCAACUCCUUUGUGCCAUCGUCCUAACUCGCUUCAGAAAAUGAAAGAUAAACAAAGGAAUCAAAAUAUCAUGUCUUUAUGUUGCGUGAUAUCUAACAAUAUAACAACUCUUUAUUUUUUUUAUUAAUUCUCAUCUCGCUCUCACCAUAAUCAGAGCUUUAAAUGUCUUAUAACACAUGAGAUUUUGUUAAAUAAAUCUUAGAAAUGUCGAGAAAAAAGAUCUGCCUAAUAAAUCCAUCACUCUCUUCCCCCUCUCAUUUUUUCGUUUGUUUCAAAUGACAGAACCUCGGAAAAAAUGAAGCUCACCUUUUAUAACCUGGUUCACUGGCAUAUACCCUCAUUACACCCACCGUCUCCUCACACCAGACAGUCUAUUACACUGUACAUGUACUUCUCGUUGCUGCGCUUUGUCUUGUUCCCUUUCUUAAAGACCACCUUUUCAGCGCAUUAUAUCUUGCCUUUUAAAGCUGGCAUGAUUGGUUCUCGUUUUAUACCUUCAUUUGGUCAGAAAAAGCGUGACUGUUUACGGUUUUUCUACUUUCCAAACGCUCUAGGAUAGUGACUGUGCUUUGUAAGUUUUCUACUCGAUAGAUGUUGCAGACUUAAGUAUAAUAUACAUGUUGCGUCAUAUGUAUAGUCAUAUAUAUUUUUUCUCCCAUUUUUUGGAAACGGUGCCAAUAAUGAGGUUUUUUAAUACUCCGAGUAAAAUGUGAUGACGGUGAUGACUUAAAUAUAUUGUGAUGUGCCAACGUUUGCAGAAACAGCUGUGUCUGAACUGUGUGGCGAAUAAGAUAAUUUCUUCUUCUCCUUCUUCUUUUAAGGUUUUUACUACUUUCUGAUGACCUCAAAAGUAACUUUAGAAUAUUACAUCUGUUCUAGAUGUUAUAUAUUAAAUGUAAUUCUUGUGUAGCAUCAUUUUGUGAUAAACGUCAGCUUGUCUGUGUGUGUGUAGUGACAUUGACGAUUUUAUGAAUGUUAUUGUCUGAAAAAGAAUGAAUUCAUGGUAAAAAAAAAUCGAAAACCAGAAAAGUGAAAGAAAUAUACAGAAAACGUGACUGAUUCUUUUUUCUUUUGGAUUUUUUCAUUCCUAUAAACCUACGGUGUAAUAAGUGUGAAUUAAACUAGGAUAAUUUCGCUUGGCAACGAGAAUCUGGAGAAAAAGAGAAGGAAAAUUGGGGACGCAUUCCGCUGCGCCUUUGUCAGGUGUCAUUUUUUUGUGACGUUGGGAAUUAUCUGAAAUAUACAAAGAAACAAUACGAUUAUAUAAUUCUUAAGAAGGUGAUAAAUCUCGACGAUGAGUUCCUGAAAAAAAAUGUGGUGAUGCCAAUAAAAGACGAGGAAUUAACUGUAAAUAAAGUAUAUAAUUGUUAGGGAAAUGGAUCGAUUAUUGAAAGAUUUUUUUGAACGGCUGUGAAUGUUUGCAGUGUUUCCCUUCGCCGAAAAGUCAGAGACAGUUACGUUCUUAUACUUCAUUACUGUUGUAUAGUUUAUGACAGAUUAGAUUCACUAUUUUACGGAUAUAUUUGUAAAUAAAAAACAGAUUUUAUGUAUAUGCUUCAGUGUAUAUAUUUGUGUAUAUAUCUAUGCGUGUA
Molecule: messenger RNA, 2916 nt
Organism: Penaeus vannamei (Pacific white shrimp)
Lineage: Eukaryota; Metazoa; Arthropoda; Malacostraca; Decapoda; Penaeidae
Source: RefSeq, a predicted model, not a curated record